UCGUCGCUUUUGGUGCGAGCGAUCUGGGCGCUCAUUGGGGGGCAGAGUCUGCCCUGUGGUCUUCUCUCCCCGGGAUGGCCGGGGCCGGGCAGGAGAAGUACCGGCUGGUGGUCGUGGGAGGUGGCGGGGUCGGGAAAUCAGCGCUUACCAUCCAGUUUAUCCAGUCCUACUUUGUGACGGAUUACGACCCAACGAUUGAAGAUUCGUACACCAAGCAAUGUGUCAUAGACUACAGAGCAGCACGAUUGGAUAUUCUGGACACGGCGGGGCAGGAGGAGUUUGGGGCAAUGAGGGAGCAGUACAUGAGGACAGGAGAGGGGUUCCUGCUUGUAUUUUCGGUCACAGACAGGGGAAGUUUUGAAGAAAUCUAUAAAUUCCAAAGACAGAUCCUGCGGGUAAAGGACCGGGAUGAAUUUCCCAUGAUUCUGGUCGGUAACAAGGCUGACUUGGAGCACCAGAGGCAGGUAACGCAGGAGGAGGGGCAGCAGUUGGCGCGGCAGCUAAAAGUCACAUACAUAGAGGCUUCAGCAAAAAUUAGAAUGAAUGUAGACCAAGCUUUUCAUGAACUUGUUAGAGUUGUAAGGAAAUUUCAGGAACAGGAAUGCCCCCCAUCACCAGAGCCGACUAGGAGAGAAAAGGACAAGAAGGGGUGCCACUGUGUAAUUGUCUAGAAGAAGUGCCAGUCUGUAUCUUGUACCUGAUUGUAUUUCAUCUCUUCCAUUCGUGCCACCAGGACAGCCUUAGCCAGAGACGCCUCGGUGCAGUUGUGCCAAGAUUCAUGCCAUGGAUCAUCCCACCUGAGACUGGGAAUGAGGGUGUGUCUUGACACCCCCCCAUUUUGCGUGAUCGGCACUCCCCACAAUCCCUGUAGCUAUGCAGUCGCCAUUGUCAGUGAUCAACAGAAUCCUGGAGGGUCCUAACCCAUGGACUGAGGCUUUUAAUAACCAGUAAUCACUUCCUUUUUAUAUAUUCAAUGAGAAUUGCCUUUUUAAACGUCAUUCCACGCCCAUUAGCUCCGCCCACACCCUUAACAUUUUUCAGAGAGCCACUGUGCGCUCUCAGGGAGAACAUGAAGGAAUCGGCCAGUCGACACGCAUUACAGAAUCACUUGAUGGGCUUCACCUAAACAGAAAUGUUGGCGCAUCAUUUUAAUUGGUCACUCAGUUGAAAUUGUGACAAAAACUUACAUUUUGCUACUGAAUUUAAAUCAUCACAAAACUGAAUUUUGAAUAGAGUAGAUUAGAAAUUGUCUGUAACGUUUCCACUGAAUUGACCAUAAAAAUAGAGAAUUUUUUUCUGAACUGAAAUCUACUCAAAACUGGCACAAUACUGAAAUGCUGACAUUAAUUUAAAAUAUGUCACAAUACUAACAUUUUGCCAUUGAUUUAAAAUUUUUCACAAUGCUGAAAUUUUGCCAUUUAUUUAAAAUUUGUUAGAAUACUGAAAUUUAGCCACUGAUUUAAAAAUGUCACAAUACUGACGUUUGCCAUUAAUUUAAAAUUUGUCACAAUGCUGAAAUUUUGUCAUUGGUUUAAAAUUUGUCACAGUGCGGAAUAUAUUUACAAUACUGAAGUUUUACAGCUGAAUUGAAAUUUGUCACAAUAUUUAAAUGUUGCCACUCAUUUAGAAUGUGUCACAAUACAGAAAUAUUGCCACUGAUUUAAAAUUUGCCAAAAAUACUGAAAUUUUGCCACUGAUUUAAAAUUUGCCACAAUAUUUAAAUUUUACCACUCAUUUAGAAUGUGUCACACUACUGACAUUUUGCCACUGAUUUAGACUUUGUAAUAACUCUAAAAUUUUGCCAUUGAUUUAAAAUUUGUCGCUGACUUAAAAUUUGUCACAACACUGUAAUUCUGCCAAUGAUUUAAAAUUUGUCACAAUACUGAAAUUUUACCACUAAAUUGUUGUCACCACCAAACUACAAACAAAAACCCCCAGAAAUGAAACCUUUUAAAUUUUUGUCUCAACACUGAAGUUUUAUUACAUAGUUGAAAUCUCACAAAACUGAAAGUUUGCUGCAGAAUUUAAAUUUAGCCGAAGAGCUGAUCUCUCUUUUUAAAGACAAAUGUCAGUGGAGCAACGUAAGUCACAGAAUGAUGGUGAAAGAUCUGAGGCCGAGGGCAUGAUGAUGAUGCUGUCAGAUGGUCGAGGACAGAACCAGCUUUAACAAACUGAGGACUUGUAUCACAUCUACCAAAAGACCCAGUUACAACAAGGAUUUGCCAAAUAUUCCCAAUAAAUAGAACCGUAGAAUUGUCUGCAGGACUUUCUGUCCUUUCUCUUAAUUAAAUAAUUUUUUCCUUUUUUAAAAAAAGAACCAA
Molecule: messenger RNA, 2321 nt
Organism: Xenopus laevis (African clawed frog)
Lineage: Eukaryota; Metazoa; Chordata; Amphibia; Anura; Pipidae
Gene: rras2.S
Product: RAS related 2 S homeolog
Exons: 6
Coding region: 75-671 (198 amino acids)
Biological process (GO): signal transduction
Cellular component (GO): plasma membrane; membrane
Molecular function (GO): GTP binding; GTPase activity
Source: RefSeq, a predicted model, not a curated record